Messenger RNA from Stylonychia lemnae, 2103 nucleotides. The record is from the annotation of a GenBank genome assembly. Lineage: Eukaryota; Ciliophora; Spirotrichea; Sporadotrichida; Oxytrichidae.
AUGACUGCAAGAAACUUCCCAUAGUCAUAAUUUGAUGAUGAUCUUGAGAGAGCAGAUAAAAUGAUGUCUAAAGUCUUGUUUGAAUAAACUGAGUCAAAUAUAGACUUUGAGUUGAUGAAGAAAAUUCACACCUAAUGCCAGCUAGAAGAGAACCCGUAAAAUAGGACUAAGAUAAUUAACCCUUGCUUUAAUCAUCCACUCAGACCAAUUAAGUUUAUUUGUAGAGAUGACUAAAAUGGGUUAUGCUCUGAAUGCAUGAUUGAGCAUUUUGCUAAGGAUCAUAAUCUCAUUUCGAUUGAAGACUAAAUAAAGCACGUCUAAACAGUACUGCUAAAUCUUGAGUAAAAUCUAUAAGAGAUCCUUAAAUCAAAGAGCAAUAUUCUUAAGAAGCACGAAGUUUAAAUUGACUACUUAAAUAACUCUAAAAAGAACUUCUUAGCAGAGUAGAAGUAAAAAAUAGAGUCCUUAAAGAAGUACCUUGAUGACAGAUAUCUACAUAUAGUAUGCUAAUAUAACAUUGCAUAUGAAAAAGAUCUCGUUUUUAAUAAGAAUAAGAUUGAAUAUGUGAGCGAAAAAAUUCAUGAAAAUAUGCAGUAUAUUAAGAAAAUUUAGGGCCUUAGAGAGGAAUUUAUAGCAUUAGCUAAUCCUGAGGUUAGUUAAAACUAUUUAGAAUCAAUUGAGAGCAAGAUCAUUAAGAAUUUUGUAAAGACUGGAAAAUUUCUGGAUUAUUACAACCAUAUAAAAGAGAAAAAUGCGAACAAACUAUAAAAAGAGUUUAAAAAGGUGUUCCCAACACAUGCAUAGAAUAGCAUGAAGUUCUUGAGCCUCGAUGUUGAAAGAGAGAUAUCUAUACUUACAAAGAAAUUCAAAGAUCUAAACUUUAAGCAAGAGUCUGCAAAUUAACUUUUAUAAAAAUACAAUAGACCUGAGAAUAAUGACCCAGCUGAAGAAGAACAAAAAAGAUCCUAGAAAAUAUCAAUUCCUAGAUGGUUCUCUAAGAAAGUAGCAGAAUUUGACUUCGAGAAAGACACAUGGUAAUCUUCUUAAAUCAAGAACCUUGACUUGCCCAUCUUUCCAUUUUCAUCAAUUACAUAUUCUGGUGAAAUGAACGAAUUCUUUGUCCUUGGAGGUUAUAACAACAAAGUUUAGGGCAAAUCUACUUUUAGCAGCAGAGUGUUUAGGAUUCAAGAAGAGCAGGUCAAUCCUUUUGAAUCUGUUUAUACAGCUUAAUUCUUAACUCCAAUGAGGAAACAAAGAGGAUGCUUCCCAACUUCUAUCAUAAUCACGAGAAAGUACAAAGUAAGAACGGAUAAUCCAAAAGUUAUGGUCAAUGAAGAGGAAGAAGAUUUAGACGACUCGACAGAUAGCAAAAAGGCAUACAAGGAUAUUUUUGAGGGUUUUGUAUAUGCUAUUGGCGGAAAGACAAGGGAGGAUAAAAUAUUAAAGCACUGUGAGAGGUAUGACCUUGCCAAAGAGCAAUGGAAUUAAAUUGCAUCUCUUAAUGAAAGCAGAAUGAAUAGCAGUGCUUGUGCUUUCUCUAAAGAGGAGGGUAUUUAUGUUUUUGGAGGUGAAGACCUAGAGGGAUAUUACAUGUCAUCUAUUGAGCAAUAUUCACUCAAAGAAAAUAAAUGGGCUUUGCUAGAAUUGUAGAUUCCAAUUCCUGUUUCAUGCCAAGUAUCCUAUAAAGUCAGCAAGAGAAAAAUUUUGCUUUUAGGUGGACUGAAAUUGGUGGAAACCAGUACUGGCUUUGCAAACAAAACAGUCUCAAGUGAUGUGUUCUCUUUCAAUGUCAACUUGGGAGUUCUCAGAUAAGUUAAAGAUAUGAGCUUGAGAGAACCUGUAAUGUCUCUAUAUCCUUGUUUCUAAGUUUAGGAUGGAAACUAUGGAAAUCUUUUAAGAUCAAGUCAUGUCAACACUAGCAGACCAGAAACUAGAGCAGAAGCUAAUAAAGGGCCAGCCUCGAAUGGACAAAGUGGACCUACUAUGGCAAAGGAAGAAAAUGAAGCAUGCAUCUUUUUGAUUAAUGAAGGCAAGCCUGAUUCAAAUCCUUCUAUAAUUCCAUUCUCAAUAAAGAGCUUCUUACCUGGUGGGGAAAAUUAUUGA